CAUAACCUCAAACUUAACCAUCAAUAUGGGAAAAGCGAAAAAGCUUAAAAAAAACGCAAAUGAUGACGAAUUAGAUAGUGAUAUUGAUACUACUGAUGCUGCAGUUAAAGAAACAACAAAGGGAAAAACUAAAUCUAAACCACAAGAAAAAAUUAUAGACUCAGAUAAUGAAGAUACAGGCAAAAAGAAAAAAUCUUCAAAGAAAGACAAAAAGAAAAAGGUAGUUGACAAUGAUAGUGAUGUUGAUGACAUCACUAAUGAGAUUGAUGAUUUAAAUAUUCACAAAGAAAUUGAGAAACCGAAGGCUAAGAAGCCUGAUAUAAAGAAAGGAGGAUUUGCUCUUUUAGCUGUAGAAGAUUCAGCAGAAUCAGCGCCAAGUGACAAUGAAAUUUCUGAAUCUACUACUAAUACUUCAUCGAAAAAUAAAAAAGCUAAUAAAAAGAUAGAUAGAAGUGAUAGUAUUGAAGAUAAUAAGCCAAAACCUGAUGGUGGUAAAAAAAGCAAAAAGUCUAAAAAGAAACGAAAUGAUAGUGAAGAAGAUAUAGAGAAAGUUUUAGCUGAACUAGAACUUGAAUAUUCCGGUGUCAAAAAGGAUGUUAAAGAAGAAGAAAAUGUGGGAAAAGUAGAGAAAGUAGCUCAGGUAGAAAAGCAAGCCAAACCAAGCAUUAAAACUGAAAUUAAAGAUCAAAGUGAAGUAAAAGAUGAUACAAAUGAAGAGUCUGGAGGAACGGUUAAAACUGCAGCUCAGAAGAAGAAAGAAAAAAAAGAGCGUGAAAAGCAGAAAAAAUUGCAGAUGAAGCAAAAGGAAGUUAAACCUGUAAAUACUGACCAAUCUACAAAAUCAGCAGAAGAAAGUAGUAAGCAACAAGUUGAAACAGUAGCGGGGGAUGAUGAUGAAAAUAAACAAGAUGAUGCAGAAGAAGAUGAUGAUAAAAAGAAAAAAAAGAAGAAAGGUGCAAAAGCAGCUGAGGAUGCGAAGGCAGCGGGCAAAGGACCAGGCAAAAAAACAAUUGCAGCAAUGCAAGAUGCUUUGAAAAAACUCCGAGAAGAACAAGAAAAAUUGCAAAGAGAAGAAGAAGAAAGGAUUCGCAAGGAAGAGGAAGCUGAAGCUGCUAGAUUAGAACAAAUUAGGUUGGAACAAGAGCGGAAAGAAAAAAAAAAAAAGGAAAAGGAACGUAAAGAACGUUUAAAAGCUGAAGGCAAACUACUUUCUGCAAAACAAAAAGCAGAUAAAGCUAGAGCCCAAGCAAUGCUUGAAUCUCUUAAGGCAAGGGGACUAGAAAUGCCUGAAGUGGGAGAGAAGAAACCUAGACUUGGAACAAGAAUUCGACCUAAUAAAUCUAAACAGCAAGGUAAUAAGGAAUCUACGGAAGUGCAAUCUCAAGUUGAUGCUGAUAAAGUAGGCGAACAACCAGCAGAGAAUGUGGUUGAGCAAAGUGCCGAAACAAAAGCUAUUGCCGAAGAAGAUGAUGUUAAGGAUGCAUGGGAUGCUGAUUCAAGCAGUGAAGAGGAAAGCACAACUGAAACACCAGCAGUAACUGCAAAGUCUGAAACAAAAGUGGAUCAAUCUGCAGAAAGUAAAAAGGAAGAAACUUCUUCAGAAGAAGAGUCUGAAGAAGAAAGUGAUUCUGAGUCAGAAUCUGAAAGUAGCGAAGACAGUGAUAAUAGAACUGAUGCAGAAAAGAAACGAGAAAAGGCUCUCCAGAGAAUACAAAAACGCAGAAUUGAUGCAGAACAGAAUAAAUCAUUAGACAAACUGAGAGCUGCGGUGGUUUGUGUGUUGGGACAUGUAGAUACUGGAAAAACAAAAAUUCUUGACAAAUUACGUCGCACAAAUGUGCAAGAUGGUGAAGCUGGUGGUAUUACUCAACAAAUUGGUGCUACAAAUGUUCCAAUAGAAAACAUAAAGGAGCAAGUUAAAAUUGUUAAAGGGAUAUCAGAUACUGUAUUCAAAAUUCCUGGUUUACUGAUUAUUGACACACCUGGUCACGAAUCUUUCAGCAAUCUGAGAAGUCGAGGUUCUUCUUUGUGUGAUAUUGCUAUCUUGGUUGUUGACAUUAUGCACGGUUUGGAACCACAAACUUUAGAAUCUAUUAACUUAUUAAAAACUAAGAAAACUCCGUUUAUUGUUGCAUUGAACAAAAUUGACAGAUUGUAUGAUUGGUCAACUAUGGCUAGGAAAGAUGUACGAGACGUUCUCAAAGCCCAAGCACCGAAUACACAAUUAGAAUUUGAACAAAGAACUAAAGAAAUCAUAGUUCAAUUUGCUGAGCAAGGUUUAAAUGCAGCUCUAUUUCAUGAAAACCCUGACCCAAGAAGUUACGUUUCUUUAGUUCCAACUUCUGCCAUAACUGGAGAAGGAAUGGGUAAUCUCUUAGCCUUAAUUGUUGAUUCAUGCCAGAAUAUGUUAGCAAAACGCUUGAUGUUUAGUGAAGAUUUGCAAGCUACAGUAUUAGAGGUUAAAGCGAUACCUGGGCAUGGUACAACCAUUGAUGCAAUUUUAAUAAAUGGAACUUUAAGAGAAGGAGAUACGAUUAUUUUAGCUGGUACUGAUGGACCCAUAGUUACACAAAUUAGAUCAUUACUAAUGCCCCAACCAAUGAAGGAACUCAGAGUUAAAAAUGCUUAUAUUGAACACAAAGAAGUAGUUGCAGCACAAGGUGUAAAGAUAGCUGCAAAAGAAUUGGAAAAAGCAAUUGCAGGUUUAAAUUUACAAGUUGCACAAAAGCCAGAUGAAAUUGACAUAUUUAGAGAUGAGGUAGCUAAAGAACUGAAAAGUGCUUUAAGUGGCAUCAAGUUGCAAGAAAGAGGUGUUUAUGUGCAAGCAAGUACAUUAGGAUCUUUAGAAGCCUUAUUGGAGUUCCUUAAAGUCAGCAAAAUUCCGUACGCUGGUAUCAGGAUUGGCCCAGUUGUCAAGCGCGAUGUUAUGAAAGCUUCAACGAUGUUGGAACAUGACAGCCAAUACGCUACAAUUCUAGCCUUCGAUGUGAAAAUUGAACGCGAUGCUCAGGAGCUGGCAGAUACUCUAGGAGUAAAGAUUUUCCAAGCCGACAUCAUUUAUCAUCUGUUCGACAAGUUCACUGCUUAUCGUGAUGAGCUCAAGCAACGCAAACGAGACGAAUUCAAGAAUAUCGCUGUGUUUCCAUGCAAACUUAAAGUGCUCCCGCAAUACGUGUUCAAUUCUAGAGAUCCAAUUGUUAUGGGCGUCAUGGUAGAAGCUGGAAUUGUGAAAGAAGGCACUCCAAUAUGUGUUCCUAGCAAAGAUUUUGUAGAUCUGGGUAUUGUUACAUCAAUAGAGAGCAAUCACAAACAAGUUGAAUCUGCUCGCAAAGGUCUUGAGGUUUGCGUUAAAAUUGAACCGAUUCCAGGUGAAGCACCUAAGAUGUUCGGUCGACACUUUGAUGAAACGGAUUUCCUUGUGAGCAAGAUUUCCCGACAAAGUAUCGACGCUUGCAAAGACUAUUUCAGAGAGGAUUUAGUGAAGACUGAUUGGCAAUUGAUGGUUGAGUUGAAGAAAUUAUUCCAGAUACUUUGAAAAUUAAGUCCAACAUUUUGGAUUGACGUAGUGCACCCGUGUAGUUGUUUUUCUAUAAAUUUGAAACAUUUUCUGCUCUCAAAUAUUAUUUUUUCUAUAUAUUAAAAUUGUAUAUUAACCAAGUUAUUAUAAUAGUAUUAUAAUAAAAGUAUAUGUUUAUG
This is a messenger RNA of Ctenocephalides felis (cat flea), 3696 nucleotides long. RefSeq names its product eukaryotic translation initiation factor 5B-like. Lineage: Eukaryota; Metazoa; Arthropoda; Insecta; Siphonaptera; Pulicidae. Gene Ontology annotation, molecular function: GTPase activity; GTP binding; translation initiation factor activity. The record is from RefSeq and is a predicted model, not a curated record.